AUGGCACGCUUGAAACAUGGUUUCAAAUCAAAGAAGCAAAAGCACCGUCUUGAAGAAAUAUCCAAGCGACAGAAAGACAGAUGGAGGGUGAAGGAAACGUGUGCUUCCGUGAAAGUAGAUCACGACUUUUUGAAACUCAGCGCCGUCUCGUGGCGGGGACGUGGUGCCAAGCCUAGAUCAGACAGGGGUGGAUAUCAACGUCGCCGUGCUCCCGCCAGGGCGACGGGCGUAGGGGCAAGUGUAGUGAGGCGACACGCACGACUGGACACUCCCACCUCCAGUCGUCCCAGUUUAUCCUACACCGUAAGACUUGCCAGUCUUGGGAACACACAAUCCAAUGAAAGUUUUAACAAGACCGUGUCUAGCAAGGCACCAAAAUCUAGACAUUAUUCUGGCUCCUCAAGUCUUCACUUCAGGGUCGCUGCUUCCGUUGCACAAAAGAAAGUGGGCCACAGCUACAUUAUAGCUGUUAACAGGACUCUUGGACUGUCACCUGGGACAUAUACCAGACAGCAUUUCACACUGAAAGAUCUUCCGCAUCGCAAACGAAAGGCUAUUGCAUCAACGAUUGAAGCUAAACAGCAUAGAUUACAUCUAAAGGUUAUGAGAAGUCAGAAGCGAACAGUUCAAGAAGUCAGAGAAGGUACGACAUACUCUGCCAUGGUUGACAUGUCUGAGGCGACUGACACCGAUGACCUAGUUAGCAUUCCUCCACCACUUCCUGUACCUGUCCAGAAGCCUCUUCAGCUUAACAACACCACAGAGAUAUUCUUUGAUCUUGAAACUACUGGCUUAGCGAGAACAUCCCAUGUGACACAGUUAGCUGCAGUCCGGGGUGAAGAACGAUUCAACCGCUAUGUUGUACCCGAGGUACAGAUUACUCCAGCUGCUGCACAGUUCACAAGCAUACGUGUUGAGGGGAGAAGGAUGUUUCACUACAGUGAAGAAGUUUAUCCUGUAUCUUUAAAGACGUACUGUACAGACUCCUUGGCACGGUCUAAAGCUAUAAAAGCUGAUCUUCCAAGCCUUCAACACCUUGUGUGUGAAAAGGUUUUAUCUACAAAUAUGGCCAGAAAGAUAGCCUCUGCUUUGACCACUUGA
Molecule: messenger RNA, 1101 nt
Organism: Haliotis rubra (blacklip abalone)
Lineage: Eukaryota; Metazoa; Mollusca; Gastropoda; Lepetellida; Haliotidae
Molecular function (GO): nucleic acid binding
Source: RefSeq, a predicted model, not a curated record